AUGUUCGUCCAAGCGAACGGUUUUAGACGUGCCGUGGUGCGAUGUGGAAUGAUAUUGCUACUCGUGCUGCUCAUAAGUUUAGAUCAUCGCACCGGUAGGCUAUCCCUGGUGGAAGCAUCCAUAGACAGUGCUACUACAUCGACGGUACCCAAGAGCAAUGAUUACACACGUGUUCGGCACCAACACGUCGACGUAUCACCUACUGAUAAAGUUCCGGGAAAUCCACCCACAACUUUUGCGACAGGUGUCAGUUUGACAGAGCCGUCGGACGGAAAGUCUAUGAACCAGGCGCAACGCGAUGUCGACUGUAAGCAGAUGAGCGGUACCAGUGCAUCCGCGGCAAAUCGUAGCUCAACUGGUAAAAAUGUCAACGAACAGGGAAACUUUGUCAAGUUCGCCGUAUUGCUUCCAGGCCAACCUGGCAAUCGGCUAGAUAUGUGCAUCCUGUCAACGGUGCUGCCAGUGAUCGAGAUGGCGAAACAGGUCGUCACGGCGCCCGGUGGGCUGCUGCAGAAUUUUCGUAUUGAAGUAGACUACCGUGACACGGAAGGCUCCUCCACCAUUGGUGCACUAGGAGCGUUCGAUAUUGUUCGAGAAAAACAACCAGACGUGUUCUUUGGGCCGAUCUACGAUUACGUGAUCGCACCGAUCACGCGUUACUGCACGGUCUGGGACAUCCCAGUGAUCACAUCCGGUGGUGUCUCGGAGGCGUUCGGAUUCAAGUUCCCAAACUACCCGAUGCUAACGCGCAUGACCGGCGACACCCGUGCGUUUGGGCUGAUGAUGCGCGAGAUCCAUCGGCACUACAACUGGACGCUUCAGGCGUUCCUGUACCACGAGUGGGACGAGAAGUCUGGCCGCGGUUACACCGACUGCUCGAUGGUGAUAAACACGAUCAACCGUGCGUUAGGUGGCAACGAGUCGCUGUCCGGUACGUUCGACGAGGAGACGGCCCAGCAAGCCGAUUACCGUAAGAUGUUAAGCCGCAUCGAGAAUCGCGCCCGAAUUCAUUUGUAUCGUCGGUGUUUGGUAGUUGUCAUCAUGUGUGCCAGCCCAUCGACGAUUCGGGAAAUUAUGCUGGCAGCGGCCGAGCUCAACAUGGUCAACAGUGGCGAGUAUGUGUUCUUCAACAUCGAGAUCUUUGGAAGUAUGACCGCGACGAAGCAACCGCCCUGGUACGCGAAGAACGACACCGACGAGCGCAACCAGAAAGCGAAGGAGGCGUACACCGCCCUGCUACAGGUGGUUACCCGCGAGCCGGAAAACGAGGAGUAUCGCAAGUUCUCGGAGGAGGUGAAGGAACUGACCAGGACGAAGUACAACUACACGUACGCCGAGGACGAACCCGUGUCGACGUUCGUGACAGCGUUCUACGAUGCGGUGUUGCUGUACGCGUACGCCCUGAAUGACAGCAUUACGCAACUCGGUGAACAUCAGGUCCUCCGGCAACCCAUUAAUGGAACGUUCUUGACUCAGCUGAUGUGGGGCCGCAGCUUCAAGGGCAUCACCGGCAACGUGACGAUAGACUCGAAUGGAGAUCGCAUUUCGAACUACUCUCUGCUGGAUCUCAAUCCGGAAACGGGGCUGUUUGAGGUCGUUGCAAACUACUACAACGGUGGAGGUCUCCAGUUUGUCGAGGGCAAAGCCAUCCAUUGGGCAGGCGAUCGCACAAAAGCUCCACCGGAUCGACCAAUCUGUGGCUUCGAUGGAUCCCUUUGUCCGGAUAACUCACUGCCGGGCUACGCCAUCCUAUCACUAGUGCUUGGUGUGUGCGUCGUGUGCAUGGGCAUCGUCUCCAUCAUCGGGUACCGGCACUACAAGCUAGAGGCUGAAAUCAACUCCAUGACCUGGAAGGUGAACCCGAACGAUGUGCUGUCCUGCAAUCCGAGCCGUGGACACCGUGGCAGCUUUCACUCGAUGGUGAAGCGCGGCAGCCAAGCUACCAUCUACUCGGAGGAUCUCAACUCGCUUCCCGGUGAUCGACAGAUCUAUAUUCAUUUCGGGUUCUACAAGGGCUGCAAGGUGGCGAUCAAGAAGAUCAACGUGCAAAAUGUCAGCCUCACUCGCUCGCUGAUGCUUGAGUUCAAGCGCAUGAAGGACAUCCAACACGAUCACCUGGUGCGAUUCUACGGUGCGUGUCUGGAUCCGCACCCUGAGCCGUUCAUUCUGACCGAAUACUGCCCGAAGGGUUCGCUGCAGGACAUUCUCGAGAACGAGACGAUCAAGCUGGACUGGAUGUUCAAGAUCUCGCUGAUGCACGACAUCGUCAAGGGGAUGGCAUUCCUGCAUUCGACAGAUCUACAUUCGCACGGUUCCCUCAAAUCGUCCAACUGCGUCGUCGACUCACGAUUUGUGCUGAAAAUCACAGACUUUGGGUUGCAUCAGUUGCGCAGCAGUAGUGAAGAUUCGGAAAUGGAGAGCUACGCCUACUGGCAGAAACUCCUAUGGACCGCUCCGGAACUGCUGAACUCGCAGUGUGUACCGGCGGGCAGCCAGAAAGGGGACGUCUACUCGUUCGGCAUCAUCAUCCAGGAGAUCGUAUCACGCCAGGGUCCGUUCUACCUCGGUGAAGAGGAGAAAUCUCCCAAAGAAAUCAUCAAACUAGUCAGGGAAGGUCCAGGACUGAUGGACGUUCCCUUCCGGCCGAAGGUGGACGAGUCUUCCUACGAAGACGUGAACAACAUAAUGGUCAAAUGUUGGGCCGAAGAUCCUGCGGAUCGGCCCGACUUCAGCGCACUGAAAACUAUCAUCAGGAAAAUUAACAAAGAAAAUGAAUCUGGUAACAUAUUAGAUAAUUUAUUGCAACGCAUGGAGCAGUACGCGAACAACCUGGAGGCCCUGGUAGACGAGCGGACGCAGGACUACUUCGAGGAGAAGCGCAAAUGCGAGGAGCUGUUGUACCAACUGUUGCCCAAAUCCGUAGCGGCGCAGCUGAUCAUGGGCAAAUCUGUGAUAGCGGAAACGUAUGAUCAAGUAACUAUUUAUUUUAGCGAUAUUGUCGGCUUCACCUCGAUUUCGGCGCAAAGCACCCCGAUGCAGGUCGUCGAUCUGCUGAACGAUCUCUACACCUGCUUCGAUUCGAUCGUCGAGAACUUUGACGUCUACAAGGUCGAAACUAUCGGCGACGCGUACAUGGUCGUGUCGGGACUUCCGGUACGGAACGGCAACCUGCACGCGCGGGAAAUUUCCCGUAUGGCUCUGCGGCUGCUGGCGGCCGUCUACAAGUUCACCAUCCGCCAUCGACCCAACGAGCAGCUGCGGCUUCGGAUAGGCCUGCACAGUGGACCCUGCGUGGCCGGUGUCGUCGGAUUGAAGAUGCCCCGGUACUGUCUGUUCGGUGACACAGUCAACACGGCGAGCCGGAUGGAAUCGAACGGUGAAGCGCUCAAAAUCCACGUAAGCCACAACACAAAGACGUUGCUCGAUACAUUCGGAACGUUUGACCUAACCGAGCGGGGGCUGGUGCCAAUGAAGGGCAAAGGCGAGAUGCUCACCUACUGGCUGAACGGAGAACGAUCCGACCCUACAUCUCCGCUACCCAACGGACUAAAGGCACUGGCCUCCAGUGGCACCCAACAGCAGCAGCAGCAGCAGCAACAGAUCCCGGCAUCAUCGUCACUACCAACGACGACGACUCCUGCAAGCCCGAAUCAGGUGAACGGGACGCUCGCAACACCGACCAGCAUUCUCAUCAACAGUGGCAGUGGAAAUCAUCAUCACAACAACAACAACAACUCGCCCUGCAGCCUCAACAACAACAACAACAACAAUAACUCCCCCAACAGCUGCCAUAAUGCUGCGAGCGCUGCUGCCAAAAAGCUGAACAGCGUUUCGUACAACUUCAUAAAGGCGUCCGGUUCCGGUCCGGGCAGUAACAGCAGUGGGGCGGGAGCGAAAGCUUCCGCCCUGUCGAAGCCAAAGCUCCCGGAGGUGGAUACGUUACGCGGUGCAAGCGUUACGAAGCCGUUACUAACGUGAAUGGGUGGAUUCGUUUUCGUUUCGAAAUGGUGCGGUGGAAACGAAACAUGUUGGCUGAUGAGGGACCACGGUGCUACGGAGCUUCUCGCGAAAAACGUCCAAAAGAAUGUCCGGAGCCUGGCGGACCACACUCGGACGACUGCUGAUACGUUGGCUGAAGGGAAUGUCGUGUUUGUGACAGCUUCCACGAAGGUAUUAGCGCUACAUAUUGCCCUCCGGUUAGUUUACUCUGUCCUGGAGUUCCGCUGGACGCGCAAGUUUGCGUGGAAAAAGCAAACAAUUUCCUCGAAAACCCCGAAGGUGCUUGGGAAGGAGAACGGUUGUAUCGGGUAUCGAAUGUGUUUGUUGCUGAGCGAGUAGCUUAGUGAAUUGUGGUCCUGGUGCAGCCAUAAAACAUACAAAUAAGCAAAGAAACAGUACUUAACCGUUGUCGUUACGUUCUGGCAGACUCUUGAUGAGCUCUAUCACACGAUCGGACCCAUCCAACAUAAAAUACAUAUAGUAUCCGUCUAUAGAAUACUUUUAAGAAAACUCUCCGUUGCGGUGAAACCAUUCACCACGUGGGGUGGAUGAGACGUGUAAAAACAAACCUAUUAGCCGUAAGCAUCGCUAGGAUCGUAGGAACAAACUGACUGUACAAACUCGUAGGGCCCUCGUGAGUUCCGCGUGAGAUUGUCUGCAAGGACGAGCAGCAACGGCUAGCCAAAAGGAUAACGUUGAGAAGAAACGAAGGCAGCCGCAGCGUAGUGUGAGCGUAUUUUUGUAACUGUAUGAAUGUAUGUAGUAGCGUUGUAAGUUUUAAUUGUAGCAGAGGAUGUAACGCGUAAUGUGAUCUAAUAGGAACGGAGAAGCAGUAGGCCAGUAGGGCGCAGUAUCCAAUCAAUAUGCCAUCCUGUAUUGUAGCAUGUUCCCACGUGAAGAGACGGAAAAGCGUGCCAAAAUGCGAGAAUGUAAGGCCACAACACGAAAGAACAGCUAUUACACAUCCUCUCCCCGUUGGCCGUGGGACAGCAUUUAACUCCCACGAGAUUCAGUGUAAUUCAGAAGGUAGUCAAACCCUAAACCCAUGUAACUCGUGUUUGUGUGUGUUUAUAACUCGUGAAAUGGAAAAGUCAAGCUGCCAAGGAAUAAAAGUCGUUUGGCACUGAUAAUUUGGUUGUGUUUUGAGGGAGUAUCGUUGUAGUUGAAAAUAAAAGCUGUGUAUCUGUGCGUUAAUGAUGUA
This is a messenger RNA of Anopheles nili, 5200 nucleotides long. RefSeq names its product atrial natriuretic peptide receptor 1. Gene Ontology annotation, biological process: receptor guanylyl cyclase signaling pathway; cGMP biosynthetic process; intracellular signal transduction. The transcript has 15 exons. NCBI's taxonomy places the organism in Eukaryota, Metazoa, Arthropoda, Insecta, Diptera, Culicidae. Bases 1 to 3978 code for a protein of 1325 amino acids. Gene Ontology annotation, cellular component: membrane. The record is from RefSeq and is a predicted model, not a curated record. Gene Ontology annotation, molecular function: ATP binding; peptide receptor activity; protein kinase activity.